GAGAACUCGCUGACCGGCCGUGACAUCCCGUGGUCGAUCCUACUGGCGUAGAUGGCGAUGGGCAAGAAGCCGAGCAAGGUUGACGGCGCGGCGUGCCGGCGGCACUGGCGGCAGGGGGCGCCCGGGGUGUGCCCGCUCUGCCUGCGGGAGCGCCUGUCGGGCCUCUCAACCUCGGCGUCGCUGCCGUCCGUCGUCGCGCGCGGGGAGGCGGCUUCUCGCUCCUCCUGCUGCUCGGACUCGGACUCGGAGGCGUCGUCUACGGAGGCGUCCACCGGCGCGUCGUCGGGGUCCGCGAGCCCCGGGUUCCACCGGGAGAUCAGGCGCGCCGCGAGGCCGUCGCUGCUGAUGCGCCACGAGCGGGUGGUGACCGUGGACGGCGACGAGGCGGUGCUGGUGAUGAGAAGGAGGAGGGAGAGGCCAGCCACGAGCUUCUGGACGAAGCUUCUGCGCGCGGCGACCGGGGGCAAGAAGGCCGUCGACGGAUGCUCGCUGGCGCAUUCCAAGACGAUCGAGGCCGCGGACAGGAGCAGCGCAGCUGCCACGAAGUGGAUCGUAUUCUAGCUAGUUCUGCCUUUUGUCUGCGACCAUUUUUCCGGCUUAAUCCGCUGUUCGGUGUGGUUUUUGACUCCGGCCGUCAGGGCCGGAGAGAUCGACAGUUAAUUAGAUCCAUGGUAUGUACAUAUUUCAAGGAAAUAACAUGGCUUCAUUGAACUGUGUUA
This is a messenger RNA of Triticum dicoccoides, 719 nucleotides long. RefSeq lists its product as uncharacterized. NCBI's taxonomy places the organism in Eukaryota, Viridiplantae, Streptophyta, Magnoliopsida, Poales, Poaceae. The coding region runs from base 52 to 561 and encodes 169 amino acids. The record is from RefSeq and is a predicted model, not a curated record. The transcript has a single exon.